Mesorhabditis belari is the source of this 984-nucleotide messenger RNA. The record is from the annotation of a GenBank genome assembly. Lineage: Eukaryota; Metazoa; Nematoda; Chromadorea; Rhabditida; Rhabditidae.
AUGGUUGAUCUCGACUCAACUGGAAUUGGAUUGCCAGAGCAAAAUGUAACGUCGCAGUUGAACCCAUGGUCGCCAGAGUUGCGGAACUCAAUCAUGGCAAAUUUUCAAGAGAUGAAUGUUCAUGAUAUUGCGGAGACUUGCUCGCAGCUGCGAGUCGGAAGCCUCCUGAAAGUGAGUGGAGAAGAAUUCGCUGUGGAUGGACUAUUGGGUGAAGGCGGAUUUGCAAAGAUCUACCGAGCUCGCAAUGAGGAAGGAUUGGCAGUGGCAUUGAAGUACGAAGUUCCAUCGUGUGCCUGGGAAGCGGUCCACAAUCGCAUUUCGACCGAGAUAAGUCCCGCCAUCAUGAAAAUCGACGACAUGUACAUCUUCCGGAACGCAUCUCUGAUUGUCAACGAGUAUCUGUCGAUGGGCAACAUGCUGCAAUGCAUUAACAACGUGCCCGGCGAAGUUUCCUACAGCGUUGUGCUCCAUCUCUUCAUUCAACUCGCACGAAUCUUGAAAGAAGUUUACGCUGCCAGAAUCAUCCAUGGAGAUGUGAAGCCAGACAAUGUGAUGUUCAUUGGAAAAUUGCCCGAAGGGUUGUCUCUACACGCCGACGACUUGCUUUCUUCAGAGCCUAUCAUACGUCUCAUCGAUUGGGGCCGAGCAAUUGAUCUCUCUUCCCUGCCAAAUGGAGCUUCCUUCGGUGGUCGCGCCGGAACACAAUGCUUCGAUUGUCCUGAAAUGCUGAAUGAUCGUCCUUGGACUUAUCAAACGGAUUACUUCUCCUUCGCCGCAUCUCUUCAUGUAGGAAUCUUCAAAACGUACGGAAAGGUUGUCGAGGAUACGAAUGGUUUCAUGUUUGAGAAACCACUUCCAAGAUGCGCCGACCAGAAGCUCCCCAUUCCUUCAUGGGACAACAUUAUCGAGAAGUUGACUACCGCUUUUAAGUUGACUUUCCGACACAAUGGGCUGAAGAAGCAAAACGCUACAAUGCGGCCAUUU